ACCACAUGUUUUCUACUCAUCAUUCCACGUUUUCUCUUCUCACACAACAAAUUCAUUUUCUACUCACAAUUUCUUCACUUUCUCUCUCUAGAACUAGAAAAAAAUGGUGAUCAAGGUCCAUGGCCCUAUGAUGUCCCCUGCUGUUAUGAGAGUUGUAGCUACACUCAAAGAGAAAGAUCUUGAUUUUGAACUUGUUCCUGUCAAUAUGCAAAGUGGUGAUCACAAAAAGGAGCCAUUCAUUUCCCUAAAUCCAUUUGGUCAAGUUCCAGCUUUUGAAGAUGGAGAUCUCAAGCUUUUUGAGUCAAGAGCCAUUACACAAUACAUAGCUCACACAUAUGCAGACAAAGGGACCCAACUCUUACCCAAUGACCCAAAAAAAAUGGCAAUCAUGUCAGUAUGGAUGGAAGUAGAAGCCCAGAAAUUCGACCCCAUUGGUUCAAAACUAGGCUUUGAGAUUGUGAUUAAGCCAAUGUUGGGCAUGGUGACUGAUGAUGCAGUCGUGGCAGAGAACGAAGAGAAACUCGGGAAACUUCUUGAUGUGUAUGAAUCUAGACUCAAGGAAUCGAAAUAUUUGGGUGGUGAGAGUUUUACCCUAGCUGAUUUGCACCACGCCCCGUCUUUGCACUACUUGAUGGGGAGUAAAGUGAAGAGCUUGUUCGAUGCUAGGCCUCAUGUUAGUGCUUGGUGUGCUGAUAUUUUGGCUAGGCCAGCUUGGUGUAAGACACUUGAGUUGUCAAAACAGUAAGAUUUGUGGCGGAUGGGUGAGUAACGCAUUGGAAGGAAGGGGCAACAACAGUUGGAAACGGCUGCUAAUACCUCGUAGGCUGAGGAGCAAAAUAUGGCCUAUGUAUUACUAGUAGGUUAAUAAAUUUAGGCCAUAAGUAACACUUUUGUAAUUUUUUGCUUUGUGGUGCACUCUUUUUUUUCUUCCUAUCUUUCUUGUAUCGUAAGACGUUCUCUCUUAUUGAAUUCUUCGUGUGUGUGAAUUGUAUCGACUUAAUACUCUUUUGAAA
This is a messenger RNA of Solanum tuberosum (potato), 1013 nucleotides long. RefSeq names its product glutathione S-transferase. Gene Ontology annotation, molecular function: glutathione transferase activity; glutathione binding. Gene Ontology annotation, cellular component: cytoplasm. NCBI's taxonomy places the organism in Eukaryota, Viridiplantae, Streptophyta, Magnoliopsida, Solanales, Solanaceae. The record is from RefSeq and is a predicted model, not a curated record. Gene Ontology annotation, biological process: glutathione metabolic process. Bases 104 to 745 code for a protein of 213 amino acids. The transcript has 3 exons.